Molecule: messenger RNA, 696 nt
Organism: Penicillium chermesinum
Lineage: Eukaryota; Fungi; Ascomycota; Eurotiomycetes; Eurotiales; Aspergillaceae
Product: fumarylacetoacetate hydrolase family protein
Exons: 3
Coding region: 1-696 (231 amino acids)
Cellular component (GO): mitochondrion
Molecular function (GO): acetylpyruvate hydrolase activity
Source: RefSeq, a predicted model, not a curated record
AUGGCUUCUAUCCGAGCCAAUUGCCGCAAGGUCAUGUGUAUCGGGCGCAACUACGCCGAUCACAUCGCUGAGCUGAACAAUACAACCCCCAAGCAGCCCUUCUUCUUCCUAAAGCCCCCAUCAUCUAUCCUGCUCCCCGGCGCUGGUCCAAUUCUCCGCCCUAAGGGCGUCAGUCUCCACUAUGAAGUCGAGCUCGGUGUCGUGAUCGGCAAGACUCUCCGAGACCUCGACCCGCGCGACGAGCAGGGCGCACUGGAUGCGAUUCAAAACUACAUCCUGGCCAUCGACAUGACCGCGCGCAAUGUUCAAGACGAAGCGAAGAAGAAGGGCCUCCCCUGGUCUAUCGCUAAGGGAUUUGACACCUUCCUACCAAUCUCCGAGGCGAUCGCCAAGUCUCGCAUCCCUAACCCCCAUGACGCCUUCUUGCGCCUCCGUGUCAAUGAGGCAGAGCGCCAAGCCGACUCGACUAGUCUCAUGUUGCAUAACAUUCCAUCCCAAUUGGCUCAGAUCUCCCGUGUAAUGACUCUUGAGCAAGGCGAUAUUGUUUUGACUGGUACACCGAAGGGAGUUGGCGAGGUCAAGGCCGGUGAUAGGCUGCAGGCUUCCAUUGAGGUCGGCGGUAAGGAGAUUGAGGAGGGCCGCAUUGAUGUUGCGGUUGAGGACCGCAAGGGUCGCUAUGAGUUCAAGGAGACUUGA